GUGUCCUGUGCUCAAGUGUAAACGGGGGAUCAAAUGAUAAGAAUUUUUUUAAUCGUGAUUGAACCUAAGCCCAUUCAGGUUAGAGUUGUUAAGUGUAAACACACCGAUAGAGAACAGAUCGUAAUACUUCAUUUCAUUUUGUGUUUUCAGGACUGCCUUAUCCUGGUGAAAACCAAGGAACAACGAUGGACUGUGUUUACAUUAAACAGGAGGAGGUUCUGGAAUUGGUCCCUAUCUGCAUUAAACAGGAGAUGCCUGAACUGGAGCCUGUCCACAUUAAAGAAGAGACCGAACUGGAGCCUGUCCACAUUAAAAAGGAAAAGACUGAACUGGAGCCUGUCCACAUGAAAGAAGAAGAGACUGAACUGGAGCCUGUCCACAUCAAAAAGGAAAAGACUGAACUGGAGCCUGUCCACAUGAAAGAAGAGACUGAACUAGAGCCUGUCCACAUGAAAGAAGAAGAGACUGAACUGGAGCCUGUCCACAUGAAAGAAGAGACUGAACUAGAGCCUGUCCACAUUAAAGAAGAGACUGAACUGCAAUCUGUCCACAUUGAAGAGGAGUCUGUUGACUUGUUUAAGGAUUCAGAAAACAUAUACCAGCCAAGGAUAUCACAUCAGUAUACUGAAUGUAGGAAGAGCUUCAUUCAGUUAGGAAGCCUAAAAGCACACCAGCAAAUUCACACUGGAGAGAAGCCGUAUCACUGUAGUGAAUGUGGGGAGAGCUUCACUCAGUUAGGAAGCCUAAAAACACACCACCGAAUUCACACUGGAGAGAAGCCUUAUCACUGUGCUGAAUGUGGGGAGAGUUUCAGUCGGUCAGGAACCCUACAAAGACACCAGCGAAUUCACACUGGAGAGAAGCCGUAUCACUGUAGUGAAUGUGGGGAGAGCUUCAGUCAGUUAGGAAGUCUAAAAGUACACCAGCGAAUUCACACUGGAGAGAAGCCGAAUCACUGUCAUGAAUGUAUGGAGAGCUUCAGUCAGUUAGGAAACCUAAAAAGACACCAACGAAUUCACACUGGAGAGAAACCGUAUCACUGUUUUGAAUGUGGGAAAAGCUUCACUGACAAAGGAACACUAAACAAACACCAGCGAAUUCACACUGGAGAGAAGCCGUAUCAAUGUACUGAAUGCGGAGAGAGCUUCGGUCGCUUAGGCAGCCUAAAGAAACACCAGAGAAUUCACGCCGGAGCCAGCCACCCCCCCUCCCAGUCCCUCACCUCUCCACCCUGCUUGUUUGAGUGCGUGGAGAGCUGUCUGAUUCCUUGUGUCUCUCUCACCCUACAGUAAAUGAAGGGGGUCCCCAGGAGUGAGAGCCAGCCUGAAUCCAGAGACACUGAGAAGGGGAGCGUGUCAAACUGAAGGAGACAGACCCAUUCUUUCAGAAUGAACUGGAGAGCCCUGGGAUUCAGCUCCACUCCUGCCCCUGAAUUGGAAAUGAAACUCACUCAUCAUGCUGUGAGGAUUUAGGACAGAGUUACAAUUAUUUGUUUCAGGGAUGGAAAUAAGACUUCAAUUGCAUAGCAGUUUGAUCAGUUUGUUACCUGUACACUGUGGCUAAUCAAGCUGCCAGUGAAACCUGGAAUGGGCAAAACUGCUAUGCAAUAGGAGUCUUAUUUCCAUCCCUGCUUUGUUUUAUUUCAAGUGGUGCAAACUUUGCACUGGAUCAAAAGCUGUUUUGGUUUUGAAUGGAUUUGAGUGAAUGAAUCUGCUCUGCUUAGUGUUUAAAUACUGAGAAACUCCAAGCUUGUUGUAUACUGGAGUCCUGUUUCAGUGCAAUGGGAUUGAAAUACAAUUCCUAUCGUUUAAUGGGUAGAUUGCUGUGUGUGCAAUUAUUAUGACAGACCCACAAUAUUAGAACUGUAUAAAUAUACUGUAAAACAUGAAAGGUUUGCAAACAAAUUUUGCAUGCAUUACUAAUCUGCAAAAACAUACAUGCUGCAACAUUACCAGUAUUACUACAUUCAUAGUUUGUAAAGUUUAUGAAUAAUUGAUCUAAACAAUCUGCAGGAUGAAGUUGCCUCAGACUGGUUGACUGUAACAGAGCUGGUGCUUUUGUGGAAUCACCAUUAGCUGCUUAUUCCUUUUGGACAAAAUAUGGCUUGUUUGCUUGUAUUUUGUAUCAGUAUGAUAUCAUUAGAGUGACAAUGCAGUACAUCCAAAGGCAGGCUUAGUUAUUUAGAAAGGAUUUCAUUGACAUUGAGUUUGAGUUCCUGUAUGUUUUCCAGUAUCUGUGUGUAUAAAGGGCACAUUAUUAUGUUUCCAUUACCUCUGUAAUGUAAAAGGUUUGUCAUUGUUUAAACUGUCAAUGAUUCCUGAGAUACAGAUCUGCAGUGGAACUGAACAAACCCAAGGGAGACAUUGAAAAAUACAAGCUUGUCAAAGGGGGAGAUGCUGCUGCAGGUUUGAUAAUAUUGGCUUCAUGAAAUGAGAAAUGGAAUUCCUUUGCUAGUGUCUCAUGAUGUAAGCCCUGGAGUGUGGGCUCAGUCUUCAUGAAAUGAGAAAUGGAAUUCCCUCUGUGUCCUGGAAUUCCUUUGCUAGUGUAUCAUGAUGUAAGCUCUGGAGUGUGGGCUCAGUCUUCAUGAAAUGAGAAAUGGAAUUCCUUUGCUAGUGUCUCAUGAUGUAAGCCCUGGAGUGUGGGCUCAGUCUUCAUGAAAUGAGAAAUGGAAUUCCUUUGCUAGUGUAUCAUGAUGUAAGCUCUGGAGUGUUGGCUCAGUCUUCAUGAAAUGAGAAAUGGAAUUCCUUUGCUAGUGUCUCAUGAUGUAAGCCCUGGAGUGUGGGCUCAGUCUUCAUGAAAUGAGAAAUGGAAUUCCUUUGCUAGUGUCUCAUGAUGUAAGCCCUGGAGUGUGGGCUCAGUCUUCAUGAAAUGAGAAAUGGAAUUCCUUUGCUAGUGUCUCAUGAUGUCAGCUCUGGAGUGUGGGCUCAGUCUUCAUGAAAUGAGAAAUGGAAUUCCUUUGCUAGUGUCUCAUGAUGUAAGCCCUGGAGUGUGGGCUCAGUCUUCAUGAAAUGAGAAAUGGAAUUCCUUUGCUAGUGUCUCAUGAUGUAAGCCCUGGAGUGUGGGCUCAUUCUUCAUGAAAUGAGAAAUGGAGUUCCUUUGCUAGUGUCUCAUGAUGUAAGCCCUGGAGUGUGGGCUCAGUCUUCAUGAAAUGAGAAAUGGAGUUCCUUUGCUAGUGUCUCAUGAUGUAAGCCCUGGAGUGUGGGCUCAGUCUUCAUGAAAUGAGAAAUGGAAUUCCUUUGCUAGUGUCUCAUGAUGUAAGCCCUGGAGUGUGGGCUCAGUCUUCAUGAAAUGAGAAAUGGAAUUCCUUUGCUAGUGUCUCAUGAUGUAAGCCCUGGAGUGUGGGCUCAGUCUUCAUGAAAUGAGAAAUGGAAUUCCUUUGCUAGUGUCUCAUGAUGUAAGCCCUGGAGUGUGGGCUCAGUCUUCAUGAAAUGAGAAAUGGAAUUCCUUUGCUAGUGUCUCAUGAUGUAAGCCCUGGAGUGUGGGCUCAGUCUUCAUGAAAUGAGAAAUGGAAUUCCUUUGCUAGUGUCUCAUGAUGUAAGCCCUGGAGUGUGGGCUCAGUCUUCAUGAAAUGAGAAAUGGAAUUCCUUUGCUAGUGUCUCACGAUGUCAGCCCUGGAGUGUGGGCUCAGUCUUCAUGAAAUGAGAAAUGGAAUUCCUUUGCUAGUGUCUCAUGAUGUCAGCCCUGGAGUGUGGGCUCAGUCUUCAUGAAAUGAGAAAUGGAAUUCCUUUGCUAGUGUCUCAUGAUGUAAGCCCUGGAGUGUGGGCUCAGUCUUCAUUAAAUGAGAAAUGGAAUUCCUUUGCUAGUGUCUCAUGAUGUAAGCUCUGGAGUGUGGGCUCAGUCUUCAUGAAAUGAGAAAUGGAAUUCCUUUGCUAGUGUCUCAUGAUGUAAGCCCUGGAGUGUGGGCUCAGUCUUCAUGAAAUGAGAAAUGGAAUUCCUUUGCUAGUGUAUCAUGAUGUAAGCCCUGGAGUGUGGGCUCAGUCUUCAUGAAAUGAGAAAUGGAAUUCCUUUGCUAGUGUCUCAUGAUGUAAGCCCUGGAGUGUGGGCUCAGUCUUCAUGAAAUGAGAAAUGGGAUUCCUUUGCUAGUGUCUCAUGAUGUAAGCUCUGGAGUGUGUGCUCAGUCUUCAUGAAAUGAGAAAUGGGAUUCCCUCUGUAUCAUGGAAUUCCUUUGCUAUUGUAUCAUGAUGUAAGCUCUGGAGUGUGGGCUCAGUCUUCAUGAAAUGAGAAAUGGAAUUCCUUUGCUAGUGUCUCAUGAUGUAAGCCCUGGAGUGUGGGCUCAGUCUUCAUGAAAUGAGAAAUGGAAUUCCUUUGCUAGUGUAUCAUGAUGUAAGCCCUGGAGUGUGGGCUCAGUCUUCAUGAAAUGAGAAAUGGAAUUCCUUUGCUAGUGUCUCAUGAUGUAAGCCCUGGAGUGUGGGCUCAGUCUUCAUGAAAUGAGAAAUGGAAUUCCUUUGCUAGUGUCUCAUGAUGUAAGCCCUGGAGUGUGGGCUCAGUCUUCAUGAAAUGAGAAAUGGAAUUCCUUUGCUAGUGUCUCAUGAUGUAAGCCCUGGAGUGUGGGCUCAGUCUUCAUGAAAUGAGAAAUGGAAUUCCUUUGCUAGUGUCUCAUGAUGUAAGCCCUGGAGUGUGGGCUCAGUCUUCAUGAAAUGAGAAAUGGAAUUCCUUUGCUAGUGUCUCAUGAUGUAAGCUCUGGAGUGUGGGCUCAGUCUUCAUGAAAUGAGAAAUGGAAUUCCUUUGCUAGUGUCUCAUGAUGUAAGCCCUGGAGUGUGGGCUCAGUCUUCAUGAAAUGAGAAAUGGAAUUCCUUUGCUAGUGUCUCAUGAUGUAAGCCCUGGAGUGUGGGCUCAGUCUUCAUGAAAUGAGAAAUGGAAUUCCUUUGCUAGUGUCUCAUGAUGUAAGCCCUGGAGUGUGGGCUCAGUCUUCAUGAAAUGAGAAAUGGAAUUCCUUUGCUAGUGUCUCAUGAUGUAAGCCCUGGAGUGUGGGCUCAGUCUUCAUGAAAUGAGAAAUGGAAUUCCUUUGCUAGUGUCUCAUGAUGUAAGCUCUGGAGUGUGGGCUCAGUCUUCAUGAAAUGAGAAAUGGAAUUCCUUUGCUAGUGUCUCAUGAUGUAAGCCCUGGAGUGUGGGCUCAGUCUUCAUGAAAUGAGAAAUGGAAUUCCUUUGCUAGUGUAUCAUGAUGUAAGCCCUGGAGUGUGGGCUCAGUCUUCAUGAAAUGAGAAAUGGAAUUCCUUUGCUAGUGUCUCAUGAUGUAAGCCCUGGAGUGUGGGCUCAGUCUUCAUGAAAUGAGAAAUGGGAUUCCUUUGCUAGUGUCUCAUGAUGUAAGCUCUGGAGUGUGUGCUCAGUCUUCAUGAAAUGAGAAAUGGGAUUCCCUCUGUAUCAUGGAAUUCCUUUGCUAGUGUAUCAUGAUGUAAGCUCUGGAGUGUGGGCUCAGUCUUCAUGAAAUGAGAAAUGGAAUUCCUUUGCUAGUGUCUCAUGAUGUAAGCCCUGGAGUGUGGGCUCAGUCUUCAUGAAAUGAGAAAUGGAAUUCCUUUGCUAGUGUAUCAUGAUGUAAGCCCUGGAGUGUGGGCUCAGUCUUCAUGAAAUGAGAAAUGGAAUUCCUUUGCUAGUGUCUCAUGAUGUAAGCCCUGGAGUGUGGGCUCAGUCUUCAUGAAAUGAGAAAUGGAAUUCCUUUGCUAGUGUCUCAUGAUGUAAGCCCUGGAGUGUGGGCUCAGUCUUCAUGAAAUGAGAAAUGGAAUUCCUUUGCUAGUGUUUCAUGAUGUAAGCCCUGGAGUGUGGGCUCAGUCUUCAUGAAAUGAGAAAUGGAAUUCCUUUGCUAGUGUCUCAUGAUGUAAGCCCUGGAGUGUGGGCUCAGUCUUCAUGAAAUGAGAAUUGGAAUUCCUUUGCUAGUGUCUCAUGAUGUCAGCUCUGGAGUGUGGGCUCAGUCUUCAUGAAAUGAGAAAUGGAAUUCCUUUGCUAGUGUCUCAUGAUGUAAGCCCUGGAGUGUGGGCUCAGUCUUCAUGAAAUGAGAAAUGGAAUUCCUUUGCUAGUGUCUCAUGAUGUAAGCCCUGGAGUGUGGGCUCAGUCUUCAUGAAAUGAGAAAUGGAAUUCCUUUGCUAGUGUCUCAUGAUGUAAGCCCUGGAGUGUGGGCUCAUUCUUCAUGAAAUGAGAAAUGGAGUUCCUUUGCUAGUGUCUCAUGAUGUAAGCCCUGGAGUGUGGGCUCAGUCUUCAUGAAAUGAGAAAUGGAAUUCCUUUGCUAGUGUCUCAUGAUGUAAGCCCUGGAGUGUGGGCUCAGUCUUCAUGAAAUGAGAAAUGGAAUUCCUUUGCUAGUGUCUCAUGAUGUAAGCCCUGGAGUGUGGGCUCAGUCUUCAUGAAAUGAGAAAUGGAAUUCCUUUGCUAGUGUCUCAUGAUGUAAGCCCUGGAGUGUGGGCUCAGUCUUCAUGAAAUGAGAAAUGGAAUUCCUUUGCUAGUGUCUCAUGAUGUAAGCCCUGGAGUGUGGGCUCAGUCUUCAUGAAAUGAGAAAUGGAAUUCCUUUGCUAGUGUCUCAUGAUGUAACCCUGGAGUGUGGGCUCAGUCUUCAUGAAAUGAGAAAUGGAAUUCCUUUGCUAGUGUCUCAUGAUGUCAGCCCUGGAGUGUGGGCUCAGUCUUCAUGAAAUGAGAAAUGGAAUUCCUUUGCUAGUGUCUCAUGAUGUAAGCCCUGGAGUGUGGGCUCAGUCUUCAUGAAAUGAGAAAUGGAAUUCCUUUGCUAGUGUAUCAUGAUGUAAGCCCUGGAGUGUGGGCUCAGUCUUCAUGAAAUGAGAAAUGGAAUUCCUUUGCUAGUGUCUCAUGAUGUAAGCCCUGGAGUGUGGGCUCAGUCUUCAUGAAAUGAGAAAUGGAAUUCCUUUGCUAGUGUCUCAUGAUGUAAGCCCUGGAGUGUGGGCUCAGUCUUCUCUGUUGCCUGCUUGUUCUCAGUGUGUGAGUUCAGCUGCAUUUCCAGUGUCCUGAGCUGGGCUUUGAACCCACUGGAGAUGCAGCUGAGAACAAACCAGACCCACGACUCAGGGAUUUUGUUUUAGGUCAAAUAACAAGAUAAGAAACCUUAUACGCAGAACUCUGUUUUAUUGAUGUUUUUUCUAUGAAGGUAUUACUUCGAAUCUCUUUGCAUUGCGUUGCGGUUUUGACACUGUCACAUUUCAUAUUAAAAAUCACAGCUAAGUCUGUUAGAAAUAGACUACAGAUAUGACCGGAGGUUUUGCCUCACUCUAUAGAAUGAACUAAUUUUGCUUCAUAAAGUCAAAUGAAACCUGCUGAAUAAUGUUAACAUAUUGAAUCACACACCGCUUUGUAGUUAUCCAUAUACUUAAUGAAAAACUGACAAAUGAAAAACGUGACAUUUUGGAAUCUAACAUGAAAUGCAGUGCUAGUAUUUUGGCUUCCACUAGAGUUUUGUUAUAUAGUUUUGUAGUUUCUUUGAUUACAUGAUGUUAAAUAAAAUAUCUAAACUAUGUCCAUAUGUUUUGUUUUAAUGCAUUUGAGUUGAGAAUCCUAAACUUUUACGUUUUAACUACGGCUAUGAACAAAAGUUUUGCAUCACCCGAUAAGAUGAAAUAAUUUUGCUUCAUAGUUGAAUGAAAGCUGCUGAAUAAUGUUACAUUAACAUAUUAAAUGACACACUGCUUUGUGUCUGUAUGCUUAAAAAAGCCGAGAAAUAGAAAUCUAACAUGGAAUACUGUACAAUGAUGGCUUCCAGGAGACUUGCGAUCUCAUUGUGUAGAUCAGAGGUUCCCAAACUUUUGAUUGCCCCGUACCCCCUUCCAGACCUAUCACCUGUCUGCGUACCCCUAGCAUACAGAUUUAUAUUUUCAUGUUGUUUUUAAUAUAUCCUUUCAUAAUACACAGAUUUAUACACAUACACAAUAAUAUACUUACAAUAUAAAUGACUAUAAUAAUAUAAUUACGGCUUCUGAUUUUAGGGUUUAACCGAUAAAACACCCCUGAUAC
Messenger RNA from Acipenser ruthenus (sterlet), 7941 nucleotides. RefSeq names its product zinc finger protein 583-like. The transcript has a single exon. Lineage: Eukaryota; Metazoa; Chordata; Actinopteri; Acipenseriformes; Acipenseridae. The coding region runs from base 186 to 1292 and encodes 368 amino acids. The record is from RefSeq and is a predicted model, not a curated record. Gene Ontology annotation, biological process: regulation of transcription by RNA polymerase II. Gene Ontology annotation, molecular function: RNA polymerase II cis-regulatory region sequence-specific DNA binding; DNA-binding transcription factor activity, RNA polymerase II-specific.